Molecule: messenger RNA, 4164 nt
Organism: Poecilia latipinna (sailfin molly)
Lineage: Eukaryota; Metazoa; Chordata; Actinopteri; Cyprinodontiformes; Poeciliidae
Gene: lama3
Product: laminin, alpha 3
Exons: 22
Coding region: 4-3126 (1040 amino acids)
Biological process (GO): cell adhesion
Source: RefSeq, a predicted model, not a curated record
GAUAUGAUUGAGGAAGCCAAGAGGAAAGCAGCUUCAGCCAAUAACACGGCCGCCGAGACUAUGGACAAACUCGAUAAAAUUAAGAAGGAGAUCGACAAGAUCAAUGUGUCUCCUGCUAAUGCCAAUCUAAGCACUGACCUUAGUGAAGUGGACCAGUCUGUAAAGGAUUUGCUGAAAACAAUUCCGUCGCUGAACAAUAAGAUCUCUGAGGUUGAAAACCUGACCUCCGGGUUCUCAGGCCUCGGUAACAUAUCUGAAAACAUAAUGAAGAUCAAAGAACUUAUUGAGGAGGCCAGAGAUGCAGCUGACAAGAUUGCGAUCCCCAUGAAGUUUUCCGGGGAGGGUCACAUCGAGCUGCGCCCACCGAAGAAUCUAGACGACCUGAAGGCCUACACCACCCUGUCUCUGUCGCUGCAGAGACCCAUAGGGAGAGGAGACGGAAAACGCAGGCGCAGACAGACUGGAGACAUUACAGACAUGUUUGUGUUGUACCUUGGCAACAGAGACUCCUCAAAGAAUUACAUAGGCAUGGUAUUGAGGCAAAAUCGCUUGUAUGCCCUGUACAAGCUGAACGGACAGGAGAAAGAGCUGGAGUCUGACUUGAUUUCCACCUCCAACCCUCAGCCGGCCACAUUUGAUAAAGUGGAUCUUCACAGAAUUUACCAAGAUGUGGAGCUAAACCUGACCAAAGACAUAACCUCUGGGCCACCUAAUAAGCUGCCUACCUUUCAUCGGUCCGAAAGAGGAGAGGAGAGCAAGAACCUCCUGAAAUUCAGUCCUGAUGACGUUGUCUUCUACGUUGGAGGCUACCCGUCCAACUUCACUCCUCCUCUCUCUAUGAGGUUGCCAAAAUACACGGGCUGCAUCGAGUUCUCCACCUUUAACAGGAAGGCCGUGAGUCUCUACAAUUUCCAAAAAGCAGAAAGGAUCAAUGUCCAGACUCCCUGCAAGAGAACCGUAAGUCCAGUCGACUCAGACUAUUAUGAAGGCACCGGAUAUGGCAGAGUGGCCAUAAGCGAACAGCCGAGAACUAUUGACAUAAGUGUCAAGACUAGCGUGGAAAAUGCUUUACUCUUCUUCACAGGAGAUGAGAAUAAGUACUUAAUGGUGGUUGUAGAGAAGGGUUACAUUGCUAUUCAAGGUAACUUGAUCACAGAACCAAUUAAAGGAUCAGUCAAAGUGUUCCCAGCUCAAGUUGAUUUUUUGAAUUUUAAGCUAGUUUAUAGGCCUGGGAAAGUAAGUAUUAUUGCAGGCUCCCCACCACUUACGGCCUCCCUCAAUGAAUACGAUUUCAGCAACUUUAAAGAUUUCUAUAUUGGUGGUGUAACGCAAGAGAUCAGACAAAGGUGGGACAUCACCACUCCACCAUACAAGGGGUGUUUGAAAGAUUUGAAGGUAAACAGCAAUUUUAGACCACCUGAUGAACCAGUGGGAAUCAGCAAAGGCUGCUUGCAGGAUUCACUGAGUUCGUACAAAGCACAGUUCAACUUGAGGAGCUCCCUGAAAGCAGACCUCCAAGACUUCAGCUUGGAAAACGACGUAGUGGUGUCCCUCGGAUUCAAGAGCACAGAGAGCCAGGGCCUUAUAUUGCAGAACAAAAAACAGGGAAACCAGUUAAACAUUGCAAUGGAAAAUGGCUACGUGAUUCUGCACGUUGACACCAUUAAAUGGAAAUCAAGCAAACAGUACAAUGACGGGAACUGGCACUAUGUGACCGUCUCCAAAAAAGGAGGAAGGAUUGCAGUGCAGAUUGAUGAUGAAGACUAUGGUCAGCAAGAGAGUGGCACCAUGUCCAUACCUGACACACAGGGCUCUAUUUGGCUUGGAAAAGAGAAUUUCAAAGGCUGCAUUUCCAACUUUUACAGUCGACGGUCAAACGAGUUCAAGCCUGAAAACCUAUAUGACUUCCAGGCUACAGGAGACGUCCAGAUAGAUGUGUGCACUGCCAGCAAUCCCUUUCAACUCCGCUUCAACAAAAAGGACAGUGAGAAGCAAAUAAUAAAUGAAAGCGCCUCAGUCUGCGAAUUCCCAGCCAAGCUUCAACAUGCUUAUCGCAUGGGAGGGCCUGUGAGCAGCUUGAGCUACAGCCUACCAUUACAGGUCUUACAACCCAAGCCUCACUUCUCUCUGGAUGUCAGAACUCGGUCUCCUGAAGGUCUGCUAUUCUUUGCAGCGACCAGAGGAGGGCAGUCUCAUCUGGCGUUGUACAUGUCUAAGGGCAGGAUCAGACUCUCUGUGGGAAAACAGAGGGAGAUAUUCAACAGAGAGAAGUACAACGAUGGAAAGUGGCAUUCGGUCAUGUUCAGUUUGGAAAAGAAGAAAUUCCGGUUGAUUGUAGACGGGAUCAAAGCUCAGGAUGGUCAGCUGACUAACUCUGAGUUGAAGUCUAUGCAGCAGUUCCUCCUGCCUGCAUACCUGGGCAGUGCGCCAGAAUCCCUUCAGAAAGAGUUAAAGUCAAAGGCUCUGCCAAAGCAAAGCGUGUCCGGCUGUGUGCGUAAUUUUAAGAUGAAUGGAGCACUGAUGUUAAACCCAUCGUCAAACUACGGUGCAGGACCCUGCUUUGAGGGGCCGACACAAAAAGGGGUGUAUUUUGCAGGAAAUGGAGCACAUGUCAUAAUCAAUGACUCCUUUGUUUUUGGUUCUGACCUGGAGGUGCUGUUUAACAUACGUCCCCACAGCCAGACUGGACUCCUGCUUCAUGUCGGUGAUUCCACCAGUCAUGUAAACACAAUGGGCCACUUUCUCAGCAUCUAUAUGCUUGGAGGAGAGGUGGUGGCACACGUGAACAACGGGAAAGGAGAGUACAUGACAUCAGUGAAGCCAAAGACCUCUUUAUGCGAUGGAAUAUUUCAUAAAAUUUCAGUAAUCAAGAGAAAAAAUGUUGUACAACUAUCUGUGGACACGUUGGACAACUACAAGAUAGGUCCACCAUCUUCUACUUUCCCUUCGACCAAAGAUCCUCUUUAUGUCGGUGGCAUUCCUGAAACACUGAUGCAGCAGAUGCUUCCUGUCAAAUCCUCCUUUGUGGGAUGUAUCCAGGACAUGAAGAUCAACGACGUAUCAGUCUCCUUCCACAGGUCAUCGGGCGUGUUUGGCCCUGUUAACCUCAAAGAGUGUCCGGGCUGAGCAGUUAUGGCUGAGCAAGCCUUGGGACCACGUCCUCUACCAACUAUGUGCAAUCGGUUAAAAGACAGAGAAUGUGUCUGUGUGUCAGAAUGUGUGGUGUGUGUGUCUGAAGGAAUGUGUGUGGGGGUUGUGAGCAGCAGCUUACAGCUUUAUCACUUUAGCUGCUCUAUAUUUAUUCUGUGAUAAAAUCAUAUAACGUCAUGGCACCAAUUCUUGGACAAUCUUCCUAAUUGCAGCACAACCUUAUGCAUGUCUCCAUUGAUUCUUUGUCAACAACCAAAUGCUACUGAACAGACUGGUGAUUAUUGAUCAGGGGAACUCAUUAUCAAAAACCCAGCACUUUAAGAAAAUAAAUGUUGCCUUCUCAGAUGGUGCUGCAGUUGUGUUGCAAUGAAAACUAGCUUUGUUGUCGAUUGUAGUUUUUUUUUCUCUGUUGGACUCCAACUUUUAUCCUAGAAUUAUUAUGUUUACACCUGCGGUGCUUAAGUCAUUGCUGUUUCAGGGGUCUCCAAGCUAUGAUCUAUUUAUUUCCACCUGCCUGCAUGUGGAGUUCUGCUUUGUAACUGGUUUAAAACACCUGCAAUCCUCACGUUUGAUCUGAGUUACCUUCCCGUUUUGCAUUCCUUUUGCAUGAAAAUUAUGAUGUUCUCUGUCGGUUUUUCACACCAUAAAAAAGGCAUGAAUUUUUAUUCCUAUUUAUUCAAAUUUUUUUCUGAUAAGUGAUCUUUAAUUUAUGACAUUAACAUAGCUUUCAGAACUGUGGUCAGUCAUGAAUUGGGACCAUUACAAAAGAGCUGCAAACAAUUUAGCACAGAACUAAAUGUGUAUUAAAGAUGCUUAAAUUUCCCAACAGGUGUUUACUUUUCUGUUUUUACAUUCAUACCACAAUUAUUAAGAAAUGCGUUAUAAGAAUGCAUUGUAUACUUGGACGCAUUUGGACAUGCAUUCCUGCCUUGUGAUGACCGAUUUGUAAACCUGUUCCAUCAUUGUUUUUAUAGUUCCUGUGGCAAUAAAAGAUUAUUUGAUUUGUGUUUAAAA